UGCCGCACUUCUGGUGGGAGUGGUAAUUGGGGUCUGGAACUCACGGGUGACGUGGCCCUCACGUGGGCAGGAGCCGACGUUUGCAGACGUCCUUCUCAUCCUGGUCCUGGUUUGGUCCGGUUGCCAGCUCCCUAUUACCCCGAGGCCGGGCGGGCCUGUGGCCCGGGAAGGACGAGGAGGUAACUGCCGGGAUCCCAGCAGGAUCCAGAAUUUGGAAAAGCUGGUAUUGGGACUCUCUGAAGUGCUGUUCUGUCUGCCCAGCUGUCUGUCUCUGUCCUGCCGUUUGUGUGUCUGUGGAUCUUGCACUUUAGGGCCAAUUCAACCCUAGAAAGCAGGCAGAAGAGGAAAAUUGUCCAGAAAAAGUUUGCAGGACACAGUGGACUCCCAGGCAAGGAAGAGAAGGAAGAAACUGCCUGGACCUGUGCGGGUGUAUGUGGGGGUGCCAGUAGCCCCAGGACAUCUGGAGGGGUAGGGGAGGUUCUGCUGUUACCUGCAAGCUGCCACAGGGCCCGCCAGCUGUCGCUGAAGACUCCGCCCCCAACAGGAGCCCUGCUCUGGGCCAGAGCGGUCCCACUCCUCCCUGGUUAAGAAUUUGGUUCAGACCUUCACCCCAGCAUGGGCCGUACUCGGGAAGCUGGUUGUGUGGCCGCCGGUGUGGUGAUCGGGGCAGGCGCCUGCUACUGCGUCUACAGACUGACCUGGGGAAGAGAUGAGAGUGAGAAAAUCUGGGACGACGAUGAGGAAGACGAUGAGGAAGAAUCUAGUGAUAUUGUAGAGACUGGGGUCGAGACUGGGAAAGGAGCUAAGGCUAAUGCUGGGGUGGGGGCUGGAGCUAGACUUCAGGGUGAAUCAAAGGUCAAGGCUGAGGUGGGCAUGGAACUCCAGAGUGGUUCAGAUGUAAAGGCAGAGGCCCACUUGGGGGCCCGGAGCGGAGGUGGCCUAGAGGCCAAGGCCAAAGCCCUUUUCAGCACUCUGAAGGAACAGGCAAGUGCAAAGGCGGGCAGAGGAGCCCGGUUGGGCACUAUCUCUGGGAACAGGACCUUGGCACCCAGUUUACCCUGCCCAGGAGGCAGGGGUGGAGGCUGCCACCCCACCAGGAGUGGGGCUAGGGCUGGAGGUAGGGCAAGUGGAAAAACCAAGGGAAGAACCCGAGGGAAGAGCACCAGGACUCCAGCCACAGCAUGGCCUGUUCGCAGGGGCAAGUUCAACUUUCCCUAUAAAAUUGAUGAUAUUCUGGGUGCUUCUGACCUUCAAAAGGUUCUUAACAUCCUGGAAAGAUCAAAUGAUCCUUUUAUUCAAGAAAUAGCCUUGGUCACUCUGGGUAACAAUGCAGCAUAUUCUUUUAACCAAAAUGCCAUUCGUGAGUUGGGCGGUCUUCCAAUUAUUGCAAAACUGAUCAAAACGAAAGAUCCUAUUAUUAGGGAAAAAGCUUACAAUGCCCUUAAUAACUUGAGUGUGAAUGCUGAAAAUCAGGGCAAGAUUAAGACAUAUAUCAGUCAAGUGUGUGAUGAUACCAUGAUCUGUCGCUUGGACUCAGCUGUGCAGAUGGCUGGACUAAGACUGUUAACCAACAUGACUGUGACUAAUCAUUACCAACAUCUGCUUUCCUAUUCUUUUCCAGACUUUUUUGCUUUGUUAUUCCUGGGAAAUUACUUCACCAAGAUUCAGAUUAUGAAACUAAUUAUAAACUUUACUGAAAAUCCAGCCAUGACAAGAGAGUUGGUCAGUUGUAAAGUACCGUCAGAAUUGAUUUCCCUCUUUAAUAAAGAAUGGGACAGAGAGAUUCUUCUUAAUAUCCUUACUCUAUUUGAGAAUAUAAAUGACAACAUAAAAAACGAAGGGCUUGCAUCGUCUAAGAAGGAAUUCAGCAGAAGUUCACUUUUUUUCUUAUUCAAAGAAUCUGGAGUGUGUGUUAAGAAAAUCAAGGCAUUAGCAAAUCACAAUGAUCUGGUGGUGAAAGUAAAAGUCCUAAAAGUAUUGACCAAACUCUAAUUGGGAGUAGGUCCCAAACAAUCUCGAGAUAAUUUUUUAGUGUGCACUGGGAACAAUGCAUUUUGUAAAUUCUUUGUUUUCCACUGUGCUUACAUGGCAAGGAGAUCCUUUCAGCUCCUACUCUGGAAUAAUGAAUAUCAAGGGUCAUCAACAGUGAUGUUACUUGUGGUGGCUGGUUUUAGUCUGGACCAUUGUAAUGAUUUAAUGAAUCUUAGAGCUUGUAUAAAGAGAGCAUUUAUUGAUUCCAUCUUGCUACCUAGAUUGAGAUAUUUUUUACUCUUUCCUCUACCUAAACUGACAGCAGACUAAUCAUAAAUAAGCUACACUUUUGUAUUGGUUUACAUUUGUUAAUCUUAGACUUGUGUUUCAUCAAUAAAGUUGUGUGUUUUAACCAGCAAAAAAAAAAA
This is a messenger RNA of Neomonachus schauinslandi (Hawaiian monk seal), 2399 nucleotides long. It is a transcript of the gene ARMCX1, whose product is annotated as armadillo repeat containing X-linked 1. Bases 616 to 1992 code for a protein of 458 amino acids. The transcript is spliced from 4 exons. NCBI's taxonomy places the organism in Eukaryota, Metazoa, Chordata, Mammalia, Carnivora, Phocidae. Gene Ontology annotation, molecular function: protein binding. The record is from RefSeq and is a predicted model, not a curated record. Gene Ontology annotation, cellular component: mitochondrion.